AUGGAAAUCGACGACAUCCUCGCCUCCGUCGACCACUCCGACGUCUCCAGCCCAGAAUCCACAGCCCUCGACCACCAACUCCUCACACGCUUCUGGGUCGCCGAGCGCAGCGUCCCAGAGCUCCUCCCAUGGCCCGCGCGGUUAAUGGACCGCAUGAUGGAGCGCGUACGGCAGCAGAUCGAAACAAUCGAAGACCUAGCCGCCGCAUCCUCAGAUCCCACAUCGAUAUCAAACAACUCGACGCAAAACGCAACACUCACCCUCUCAAUCCUGCAAACCGACCUCUCACGAACUCAAUAUCUCCUCCGCUCCCUCCUCCGCAACCGCCUAUCAAAACUCACCAAGCACAGCAUGCACUACCUCCUCCUUUCCUCGCACAACGCGCCAACACCACCACCUGCGUCCGGGAGCUCCGAAGCCAAACACCAAAGCCCCGAAGACUCGGUGCCCCUUCCAGACCCGGAAAACCUCCCAUCAUCUUCCCCGCUAAGCCCAUCUGAAGCGACGUUCCUCUUCACGCACCAGCAGUUGCUAGCUAAGCACUUCGGCUCCAGCUUUUUGAGUUCCUUCCCGCCACAGCUUCGGAGGCUGGAUGAUAAUGCCGGCGGAACGAGUAUGGUGCAGGGGCCGGAUAAGCGCGAGGUUGUCUUUGUGAGAUGUCUUGCGGAGGAGGUGGGGCUACUUGCGCCGCCGGGGCCGGGGGAGGACAUGGAUGAGGAGGUGGUUGGACAGACCAUGAGGAUGGGGGAUGUUUGGGUUGUGAGGUGGGAGGCUGUUAAGGCGGCUUGGGAGAAGGGGGAUGUGGAGGUUCUGUGA
Molecule: messenger RNA, 816 nt
Organism: Aspergillus mulundensis
Lineage: Eukaryota; Fungi; Ascomycota; Eurotiomycetes; Eurotiales; Aspergillaceae
Gene: sld5
Product: putative GINS DNA replication complex subunit Sld5
Exons: 2
Coding region: 1-816 (271 amino acids)
Biological process (GO): DNA-templated DNA replication; double-strand break repair via break-induced replication
Cellular component (GO): GINS complex
Source: RefSeq, a predicted model, not a curated record